Porites evermanni is the source of this 3781-nucleotide messenger RNA. NCBI's taxonomy places the organism in Eukaryota, Metazoa, Cnidaria, Anthozoa, Scleractinia, Poritidae. The record is from the annotation of a GenBank genome assembly.
AAAAAAAAUCGUAGAUGACACGUCGUUCAAAAAUACAUCAAGGGAUUUUUCGUUUUACCACAUAAUUCUUGCAUUUUUGUCGCUAUGAGACGAGCCCAUAGUGGUAUGUGAAUUCAGUUAAACUUUCAACGUUAUGUUUACCUUAUUUUAGCAUUUUAUGUAUUAUUCUUUUUCGCUUCAGCUUCUGAUUAUCAAGGAAACAUGAGCCAACGAACAGACCAUCAAAUGCUUGAAGAGGAAAACGAUCGAAUGGUCGACCAUUUGUCAAGCAAAGUUCAGGCACUUAAAUCGGUAUCACAGAAAAAUUACUUUAUACAAGCUUGCGUACGCUUUUAUAUUUAUUAGUACAAAUUAUGAUUAUGUUUCAGUUGCUGUCUCAGCAGCUGAAUUAUCAUCAUUCUUCAUUUUUUGUAACUUGUACAAGACUCUCUAAUUUCAAGAUUUCUUAUUUCAGGAAAUAAGUUUAAAACAAAUCAUAGAAUAAGAUUUAGUUCUCGAAAAUUCAAACAGCCUGUUUUUUGUUUACAGAAAAAUGAGUUCUUAUCCUAUGGUUUGUUCUAAAUUUUUGGCGUAGAAUAAGAAAACUUUUUCUUAAAUUGAGAGAUUCAGAGCAAGCUAGAAUUUAGAGUGAGAAUUAAAAAAGAUGUGUCUCUCUCCUAAUCAACGUGAAGUAGUCUAGCUCAUUCUGAUUUGAUCAUGAAUUCUCCUGACACCAGCACUGUUAGAUCAAUCUCGAGUUUAGAGCUGUGACAAAAAAGGAAAUGCCCCAAAGAUAAAAUGAUUAGUCAAUUUCUCCUAGUAACUAAAGAAAUGUAUAGAAAAUGGUGUGCAGAUUUUAUACUUGUUUAUAAUGGGUGAUAUUAUUAUUAAUUUAAUGAAAACAGUAAUUACCGUUAAAGGAUGGAAGUAAACAAAAGUAAUUGUCUGUUCGUUCACAUCCAUGGCAGGAUUAGCUCAGUCAGUAGAGUGGUGGACUGCAGAGUGAGAGGUCGCAGGUUCGAUUCCCAGGGCUGGACCAAUACUUGGGGUGUUAAAAUAACUGAGAAGUGAAGGUACCUCCUUUGGCCUUCAAACAGCUUGAGCUUUACAUGGCUCAGAUGAUAACGUAAUGGCAGUCCCGUCUCCAGUUGGAGAUGUAGAAAUAGUGUCCCCCAGUACUUUCGUGCUAAAUACAUUGACACUCAAAUAAAGUGUAUUUUAUUUGUUUUUUUAUUCGUGAAUUUUACUUCAAUAACGUAUGUGUCAGUGUAUAAUAUUGCUGGUUUGUCUUGUUUUCUAUCUUGCAGCUUACAAUAGACAUUGGACAUGAAGUAAAAUAUCAGAACAAAAUGCUUGGCGAAAUGGUAAGCUUGGCUUUUUCAGUAACUGGCAAAUUUGUGUUACACUGUAGAUACAGUGUAGUAUUCUCUGUUAUCAUGCUUACAACCUGACUCUCUAGAGCUGAAAUGGUUCUCAAAUUUUAAGAAUGCAAUGUAUUCAUUUUCUGCUGUCAUGUGGAACCUAAAUCCAUACAGAAGUUCCAAGGCAUAGGAUCCAAGAAGGGUAAUCUUGUCGAUCUUGUGUAACUUCCGUAGAUAUGAUUUUUUGUGUUGUUGAAAUGGAACCUAUGGCUUUAGUUGUGUGUACUUAAGAGAGGUCAGUUUGAGUGGAAAGUUAAUGGAAAUUGAAGUAUGUAAAGAGCAGCUGCGAACAAAGUCUUGGGGACGGGAGAGCACUAUGUCACUCAGGCAUGAACAUAUGUGGAGUAGGCUGCAGAGAGACUGGGUAUGAAAAUUUCCAACCUGUUCUUACCAUGGGCUGCCUGUGGUAAAUUCUGAUACCGUCAAAUUCUGAAAAUAAGCCCCGGGGCUUAUACUUUUCAAAGGCCCUUUUUUGAGGGUCUUAGUUUUGGAGAGGCUUAUACUUGGAGGGGCUUAUGUAUGGAGGGGAAUUUGCAUUUCAAAAUCGAUUGGGCUAGUUUCUGAUCUAAGGCGCGCCUCUUGAUGCUGCGUAAGGGCCACCAUCCUUCACUCUAUUCAGCAUUUCUGCUCAAGGUCUUUCAGGUGGCUUCUUUUCUAUUAUUUUCUUUUCAAUAACUAAUGGGACAAGAUCACCAUGCUGUAGGGUAUGAUCAAGCCAGACUCUCUCUCUUCUGUUGAUAACAGAUAUGAUGGCCCUCUCCACACCAACAUGCCUCAAUACUUCUUCAUCACGGACCUUGUCAGACAAAUAAAUGUUUAAAAACUUCCUCCAAAGCCACUUCACACAGCUCUCCAUCCUUUCGCACAUCCUCUUUCUUGAAGGUCUACGAUUGGCUUCCAUACGGAACAGUCCUCCAUAUGACAGUCUUUAUAAUUCUUUUCUUUAGGCAAAGGCUGAGGGCUUUUGCCAGCAGUUCUUUUCUUUUAGUAAAUACAUGUAACAGGCAUGCACAGUUGUUAUUUCACUCGGUUCUUCAUUACAAUAGUUUGGUCAGUUCAUGAUCUCUUGUUAGUGUGAGAGCAGGUGUAACAAUAGCUUGUGAUACAGAUGGGCUCCUUAUUUCAAUGAAUGGUUUUCCUUCAUCGCAGAGCACUCAGUUAUGUACCACAUAUUGGAUAUUUCCUGUCAAAUUAUUUCCUGCUAACUGGUAAUUGUUUUUUGGAGGCCCUGACACUCAAAAAUGGAAAAAAAAACAACCUUUGGCCUUGGCUGGAGGUUGGCUUGUUGUUGGGUGGUGGCUUGUGGUUGACUUGGGCUCAAGUUUGGCUCCUGAAAAUAUUCUCUUUUGAGAGUGAUUUUUGAAAACCUUAGUGGAAAGUGGAAAAGUAUAGACUUGGCAGUGGACAACUUGCCUCCCACAAAGACAUUCUUUUGGCUCGUCAUGCAAUCCUCCUCACGAGACAAACCCAUAAGAAUAUCUGUGUGGGAGGGAGGCUAGUGUACAACUUGAAGAACUGUGAUCGGGAUGGGUGUUACACCUGAGACUGUCCAUAUGGUCAUGUGAUGCUGUUCAACAGAGUCCUGAAGUGUGACGUCAUAAAAAAUUAAAUUUGUGAAAUUAUGGGAUUUGUUGGAAUAUUUUGAAAGAACAACAUCCAAAAGGCCUACUUGCCAAAAACUAGCAUUUUGGCGAAAAUCAUCUUUGAGAUAUUAGUCCAGUUAUGCUCUGAUGACUCCACACAAACCCUUCUAAAUUUGACUUGGUUCAUAGGUUAAGAACAUAGGCAGGAGUUGAGUAUACAUUAGUCAGGUUGAAGGAAUAUUUGAGACACAUUUACGGUAAUUUGUUGGGUCUGUUGGGGGCUCAGAACAGGGAUAUUGACCCUACUUUGCAGACAUCACAAACCAGGGUUAAAUUAAGUCUGUAAUGCAGUCUAAGUCUUACCUUGUUUUGUUGUGUUGCAUCAUGUUGAUGUUCUGUAAAGCCAAUGUUAAUUCAAAGUAUCAGCCUUCCUAGUAUGUAUGUUAUCUCUAAUUACUGAACUCACUUUAGGAUCACACAUUCAGUUGUAACACUGAUGAAGGGCCAGGCCCGAAACGUUUGGAUAGGAACUGCAUCUGCAACACAGCACUUUUGUUCAUCAUUACUUAUUAUUGAACAUUCAGUUGUCAGCCUGAUAACUUGACGUUUUUCUCCCAAUGUGUUGUAGGACACAGAUUUUGAUUCUGGAGGCUCACUGUUAUCAGCAACAAUGGGAAGAUUAACAGCAUUGACCAAGAAAGGCCAUCACAGGGUUAUGCUCUAUUUGAUUCUCUUUUGUUUGUUUGUUUUCUUUGUUGCAUGGUACAUUAUUAAGAGAAGGUGAAGAAAUUAAACGGA